UCAAAAACACUAGAAUAGUAGAAUGUCUUGAAUUAAUUUUUGUAAUUGCUCAAUAUUGCUCUAGAUCUAUUGAGUAUAGAUACGUCAGAAUAGAUUACAUCUAUUUAAUUUAUAUUAAUAUAACAUUUAAUUAUAAUUUAAUUUAUUCUGUGCUCGUACUGCCGGGCAGAUAAUAUUUCUUGAUAGUUAGGUCUACCUAUGUACAUUAUAUUUAUAUUUGACUGCAUUAGAURAUAAUAUCAAAUAAUUUUUAUUCACAUUAAAGCUAUAUWAUAACUACCUACCUACGAUGAAUGAAAACCAAUUGGAUGCAAGUGACAAAUUCAGUCCAAUUUCAAUUAAUGUACCUAGACAUUAUUCAACUUCAUUAAUAGCUGGUGCUGUAGCUGGAACUGUUGUUGAUAUUGCCUUAUUCCCAUUAGAUACGUUAAAAACUAGAUUACAAAGCCAAUAUGGAUUUAUUCAGUCUGGUGGCUUCAGAGGUAUUUAUAAAGGACUAACACCGACUAUUAUUGGAGCUCCUUUUACAGCGGGAUUGUUUUUUGGCACUUAUGAUGGUUUYAAAAAUCUAUUUCCCUUUGUAUCCAACAAUACUGCUCCAUUAGUUCAUUUAUGUGCAGGAAUCGUUGGUGAAGUGGUUUGUUGUACAACCAAAGUACCCAUAGAAAUAGUAAAACAAAGGCGUCAAGCAUCACCAAAUCAAGAUCCUAUUWUAAAAAUCAUAAGAACUGCGUAUGCUAACGAGGGAGUUUUUGGAUUUUAUCGUGGUUUCUGGACAACUGUUAUGCGAGAUGUACCAUUCUCUAUGUUGCAACUUCCAAUAUGGGAAUUCUUAAAAAAAGAGUACAGGAUUCUUACUGGUAAACCUCUUACAACAUUGGAAGUCGCCUUAUGCGGAUCUAUAUCAGGUGGUAUAGCUGCUGCUCUGACUACACCCAUUGAUGUAACAAAAACACAAAUUAUGUUAGCAAAUAGUGCAGUGGAUCAAAAAUUCUCAAUAGUUUUUAAGAACAUAUACAAAAAAAAAGGACUCAAUGGAUUGUUUGCCGGUUUUCUUCCAAGAGUCGUAUUCAUAAUGAUAGGUGGAGCUUUAUUUUUUGGUGUAUAUGAAAAAACAUGUAGAGAAAUUGAAGAUAAACAUAAGAAUAAAAUUUGAACAUUUUUAAUAGUACUUAUAUUCAUGUUGUACUCUUCUAAUUUGUUAUUGUUACCAAUAAUUGUUAUAGUUAUUUAAUUAUUAAAACAAAAUAUAUAAAUCAAAUGUA
This is a messenger RNA of Diuraphis noxia (Russian wheat aphid), 1265 nucleotides long. Its product is annotated as mitochondrial S-adenosylmethionine carrier protein-like. NCBI's taxonomy places the organism in Eukaryota, Metazoa, Arthropoda, Insecta, Hemiptera, Aphididae. Gene Ontology annotation, biological process: transmembrane transport. The record is from RefSeq and is a predicted model, not a curated record.